Molecule: messenger RNA, 5218 nt
Organism: Fukomys damarensis (Damara mole-rat)
Lineage: Eukaryota; Metazoa; Chordata; Mammalia; Rodentia; Bathyergidae
Gene: Sufu
Product: SUFU negative regulator of hedgehog signaling
Exons: 14
Coding region: 1-1782 (593 amino acids)
Cellular component (GO): cytoplasm; nucleus
Molecular function (GO): transcription factor binding
Source: RefSeq, a predicted model, not a curated record
AUGGCAGAGGAAUCGCUCCUUCCGAGGAAGGCACAGUCAGCCCGGUCCGCUGCUAAAACCACAGACACGCAUGCGCAGUCCAGCCGCCGGUGCAGGGUGUCCAGGGAGCGGCCCUACCUCGCCACGGAGGAACUACCAUCCCCAGCAUGCCUUGCGCCAGAGCUAGCGCUCCAGCCGGCUACUGGGCCCCGCCUUCUUCAAGAGAUUUCAGGAAGUAUUUCCGAGGCACAGUUCCCAUGUCAGCAAAACAGUGACAAGCUCUUUGUCCGCGCUCUUCGUGGUACCCUAGCACCUCAGACGGGUGCCUUCACUCUGUUCACACCCGGGUUCCUCCUAACGCUAGGGGGAGAUCAAGAGCCUUGGGUUACUCCCCAGGCGAGGAAAGCCGCCGCCCCGCCGGCCUUCGCCUCGCUCUUUCCCCCGGGACUGCACGCCAUCUACGGGGAGUGCCGCCGCCUUUACCCCGACCAGCCCAACCCGCUUCAGGUGACCGCUAUCGUCAAGUACUGGUUGGGCGGCCCAGACCCUUUGGACUAUGUUAGCAUGUACAGGAAUGUGGGGAGCCCUUCAGCCAACAUCCCUGAGCACUGGCACUACAUCAGCUUUGGCCUGAGUGAUCUCUAUGGUGACAGCAGAGUCCAUGAGUUUACGGGAACAGAUGGGCCUAGUGGUUUUGGCUUUGAGUUGACUUUUCGCCUGAAAAGAGAAACUGGGGAGUCCGCCCCACCAACAUGGCCAGCAGAGCUAAUGCAGGGCCUGGCCCGAUACGUGUUCCAGUCAGAGAACACCUUCUGCAGCGGGGACCAUGUGUCUUGGCACAGCCCUCUUGAUAACAGCGAGUCCCGAAUCCAGCACAUGCUGCUGACAGAGGAUCCGCAGCUGCAGCCCGUGCAGACGCCCUUCGGGGUGGUCACCUUCCUCCAGAUUGUUGGUGUCUGCACGGAGGAGCUGCACUCAGCCCAGCAGUGGAACGGACAGGGCAUCCUGGAGCUGCUGCGGACUGUGCCAGUCGCUGGUGGCCCCUGGCUCAUAACGGACAUGCGGAGAGGAGAGACCAUAUUUGAGAUCGAUCCACACCUGCAAGAAAGAGUUGACAAAGGCAUCGAAACCGAUGGCUCCAACCUGAGUGGUGUCAGUGCCAAGUGUGCCUGGGACGACCUGAGCCGGCCCCCGGAGGACGAUGAGGACAGCCGGAGCAUCUGCAUUGGCUCUCAGCCCCGGCGGCUCUCUGGCAAAGACACAGAGCAGAUCCGGGAGACCCUGAGGAGAGGACUGGAGAUCAACAGCAAACCUGUUCUUCCACCAAUCAACCCUCAGCGGCAGAACGGCCUCACCCAUGACCGGACCCCGAGCCGCAAAGACAGCCUAGAAAGCGAUAGCUCCACAGCCAUAGUUCCCCAUGAGCUGAUCCGCACACGGCAACUCGAGAGCGUACAUUUGAAAUUCAACCAGGAGUCCGGAGCCCUCAUUCCUCUCUGCCUAAGGGGCAGGCUCCUGCAUGGACGGCACUUUACAUAUAAAAGUAUCACGGGUGAUAUGGCCAUCACGUUUGUCUCCACGGGCGUGGAAGGUGCUUUUGCCACCGAGGAGCAUCCUUACGCGGCUCACGGACCCUGGUUACAAAUUCUGUUGACCGAAGAGUUUGUAGAGAAAAUGCUGGAAGACUUGGAAGAUUUGACUUCUCCAGAGGAAUUCAAACUUCCCAAAGAGUACAGCUGGCCUGAAAAGAAGCUCAAAAUCUCCAUCCUCCCAGAUGUGGUAUUCGACAGUCCACUGCACUAGCCGGGGCUGGGCCCUGCAGGGGCCAUGGGGAGCCCAGGUGCUCCCUGGUGACUUCCGGCAUAACAGCUGCAAAAGAAAGACUCCCACAAACAAAGGACAUGUGUGAGGAUGACUCCGCAGCCGUCACACCCGCAGCCCAGUGGAUGUCACGCAGGGGCCGCCUGCCCCACCUUACUUCAGCUCUGGGCCCUGCCCAGCUGGGGCCCUGGGACCAGCCCGUCCUCCCGCUGCUGCCACAGUUCCUGCUCCUCACUCCUGCCACAAAUCCCAGUUGCAGCGUGCUCACAGGGGUGUGCUGCCCAGCUGGACUCGGGCAGGCCUUGGCUGGUCAGGCUGCUUCCGCCACAGGCAACAGGGCAAUUCCUCUGAUCAUGUUUGAUUUUCUUCCUUAUUUUAUUUUGUAGAAACCAGAUGGUAUUUUAUUGCUCAGCAAAAAUGUCUAGAAGCCAUGUAUAUAAUGUUUUUAAACCAAACCUUAUUCCCAGAUGAACUUUCUCAUCCUCUUGGAUAGGGACCUGGGGCUGACUCCCCACACAGCACCAGAGCGGAAGGCCUGCUUCCCGGAGCUGGGCCAAAGAGACUGGUGAUGCUUCACUGGGCCAGGGAGAAGGGCUGCUGCUUUCCCAGGGAACUGGGUUCAGGGGCUUGGUGGCCACAGCCUCAUCUCCCUGACCUCUUCCCCAGGCAGGCCUCCCAGGAGAGGCUCAGGCACACCACCUCCAGACCACCCUGCUCUUCUCAGGGCCAGGAUGCGCGACUGACCACCGACUUCCUUUCCUGAUUCCGUGAGCUUCCCAGGAUGCAGGACUCUAGCUGAUUCCGAACUGAAAAUGCACCCUCUCUACAACUCUUUCACUUUGAUUUUGCUGACGCAUCUCUCUGCCUUCCUUCCGUCCAUUCUUUUCCCAUCUUUCAUCCCCUGUCCCUUGUCCUGUUCUUCUCCUGUAUCCUGGCCUCUCACCAGAAGAUUGGAUCUCACAGUCUGCCUUCUAGAAGCCAGCCUAUCUCUGGCCCAUGGUUUGGGGCUCCUUUGAGGUAUCUCUGACUCCUGAUGUGGAAGCAGCAAGCCCCUAUCUUCCCAGGGACCCGCUACUCAAGGAACUGCUAUUUCAUGAGGUCCCUCAGGCCUCUCCCAAGCAAAGGCACUUUGUCAGGGACCCCCGCAGGGCUUCUGCCCUGCCCCACCCUGCAGGGCACCAGCAGGAGUGCUCGUAGAGUUCAGGACCUCUCCAGAGAGAUCCAGCCAAAGGGCUGUGAGGGCACUGCGGGCUCUUGGGAGAGCAGGAGCGGACCUCCAAGGCCCCUGACCCUGCUGCUCUGCACUGAGGGGCUGCCCUGUGAGCACUCAAACUAGUGUUUCGGGCAGAUCAACCUGGGACAUACGGGAAGUGCCACUCUGGACCUGAUAACCCUGAGGCUCUUUCCAGAAGGUGCUUACUGGCCUUCGCCCAUGUGGCAACCCUUCCUUUGUUGGACACUUUUCCGAUGUUUCAUGGGCAGAGAGGUGGCAUCUGCUUGUCUCCAUUCCUUGCCAUUCUGAGCAGCUUCUCCCCAGAUUCUCCCUGAGCCCCGCCAAGGGCUCCCUGCUCCUUUGCCCUGUCUCCGUCUGCCUGGCUUGGGACAGCGGUAAACUGUGUCAUCGGUCUAUGACCGUUGGUACCACUAGCUUAGUGGCCCUGGCUAGGGAGCAGGGAUGGCAGGAAGAAGUAGCUAAGCUCUGAGAGGAAGCUCCCAAGCUGUCUAGGACCCCUUCCUGCUCAGCACCAUGCCAGGAACCUUGUGCCCUCCCAAGGCCCUGUAGGGCUGGGCCCCCAUCAUUCCCCUUCAGCACAGUGCUCGCCCCAGGAGAACUGCGGGCCCCAGGCGCCCCUCCCGUGGCCCCAGCUCCUUCCAGAGCUUUCUCCGCGAGGAUGCUCUGCUGAGCUGCAGACCUGUGAGAAGGGUCCUGAUAGAGGAUCAGGUCAGCGUCACCUCGGGCUGUCCCAGCACAGCUCCUGGCAGCUCUAGGGGAGGAGGUCGGGAGCCUCCCUGCCUCACCGCGUCUUCCUCCAUUCCUCCAGCGCCUGAUGCUGGCACUCCUGAGAAGGGCCCUCCCCAUCUGCCGUGUGACCAGUCAAAAGCAGACUUCAGGGGCUCACUGCUCCAGUGUGGGCGUAAGCAUGGCAACACCAGCCGCCAUUCUGAGGGGCUGGGAGGCUCCGGCAAGGCCUCAGGUCUGCCAGGGUCUGGGGCCUUCCCUGUCUUCCCUCCCAAGGGUGAGGGCAGGUCUGGAGCCAGAGCCUUCUGCAAACCAGGCCUAGAGGCGUGAAGGGGCUUUGCGGGUCAUGGGUGAGAGCAGGGAGGAAACCUGAAGGUGGGGGCCCCUAUGGGGCAGAUCAGUAGAGGUCCCGGACUGUGUUUUUAUCUGGUCUUCCCACGGUGGCUUCCAGGACCUCUACUCCAGGUUAGGUGCCGGGGUCCCUGUUACAAGUCAGGAGCCCUGUGGGAAGACCCCGUGCUUUUGUACCAGUACCUGAAUGCUGCAGUGAGCAGACUUUUGUAAACUUUUCUAUUCAUUUUUAAUGUCAGUGGAGACUCAGUUCCUGGGGCUUCCGCCAGCCUGGGAACUUCUGUAAGAAUUUCUGAGUGACUCACUUAGACGUCAUCCCCUGCCCCUCUUCUACGGUGUAAUCUAAGUGCAUUAAAUGUAUUUGCAGAAGUGCCCGGGUCAUGUGCUCCUUUCUGGCUGCCUGGACUAGAGGAGCAGCCACUUAGAAGACCAGAGGGAAGGCCCAAGGAGUGUUGUGGGGAAUGUAGGGGAGCCAGGGUGUGGGGCUGCCUGGCUGGUGAGAUAACUGCAGGGUCAUCCAUUCCUCGAAGGAAGUCGGGAGUAUAAAGACCUUGCCACCACCUCCUUCCUCUCCUGCCCACCCUCACCAAGACCCCCAGAGGUGAGGAGAAGCCCUCCUCAGCCGGCCCGUCCUGCCAAGCAGCUCCUCCGGGCCUGGCAUUGGCAUCAUCCUUCCAAAGCCGACAGCCUGGGGCUCCCCGAGGCAGGCAUAGGGCAUUAGCCCCAGACAGGCUUCCUGAACCUGUGGGACCACCCCUGGGUCCCUCGUGCAGUCUUUCCCACCCUGCGGGGCCUGGUUUUCUGUCCUGGAGAGUGGCAGGCCCUCUUCUGACCUCCAUGAGUCAUGGGCCAGGAGGGCGAGUCAGCCCCCACACAGGAUCUCAGUGCUCCUUUGCCCUCGUGACCUCUGACCAGACUGUGGCAGGGCUGGCCUGGAGCAGUGGGGUAGGUCCUGCUGGGCCCUCAGUCACUGGUGGCCAGAACAGGCCCGUAACCCCUGGGUGGCCCAGGCCACACCCCUCCCUUUGCCUGGGGCUGGAGGGCUUUUAUCUCACCUUCCCUUUCUUUCUUUCUUUCUUUCUUUCUUUUUUUUUUUUUUUUUUUUUU